CAGAAACUGAUGCAAGUUCCCUUAUCUGCCAGAGCCAGUUCCUCCAUUUAAGAUGCUGACUUGUUUACGUAGACGCGACAAGUGAUUUUUUUAAAUUCAUUUUUUUUCGCAGCUCCGUUUUCCCACACUGGUGCGAGGCCUUCUCUUCUUUCUCCAUAUGCCUUCCUUGAUGGCAGGUGCAUGACCUCUGGCUCAGCUGAUUUGUGCUCACCGCACAUGCUCGGAGAGGGGCUUGACUGACUUUCUGGGUGAGGGUGGGGAGGGGGGGGGGUCAGUUUUGUUGAUGGCUGGAAGGUGAAUACUUCGGAGAGGACAGAGAGAAGGAGGAAGAAGAAGGAGAGGAGGAGGAGGAGGAGGAGAAGGGGUCAAGCAUGGAGCUAUAGGGACGCCGUGCUCAGAUGCCGGGCAGGAGGAGGACGAGGCCGCGGAGAGAAAGCAGCCGCAAUGAACAAGACCAAGAGGAAGCCCAACUGUGAGAGUCCUGGUGUGCUCAAGAGCAGGAAGUCACCGCGGCAGAAAGUGCCGCACAGACGCAACACAUGUCCCAGUCCCCAGGACAUCAGUCGGGCCCUCCAGGCCCCCUCGUCAGCCCCCAGCGCCAGCGUGGCCAGCCUGGAUGAGCUCAUACUGCGCUGCCUUGCCUGCUUUGAUUCAGAGGGGAAGCUGUGCAGCCCGCGAGGGUCCCAGAUGGUCCACAUGACGCUGAUGAUGCACAGUUGGGUGGUCUCGUCUCAGACCUUCGCCCAGAAGCUCCUCGCCUUGUACAAGGACUGCCCCCCUGACAAGAGAGGCCUGAGGCGGGGUCAAGUCUGUCACCUGGUCAGGACCUGGAUCGGCCAGUUCCCCGCCGUGUUCGAGGCCGACCCCCUUCUAGAGCAGACCAUGGGGGACCUAUGGGCGUUGGUGCGCUCGGAUAGGGAGGAGGCACAGAUCAUCGACACGUCCUGCCUAAGCCCCCACGUGAACGUGUCACAGGCCCCCUCGCCCUCCAUGAAGAAGAGGAAGGUUUCGCUCAUCUUCGACCACAUGGAGGCCGACGAGAUGGCAGAGCACCUCAGCUACUUGGAGUUCAAGAACUUCUGCAGCGUUUCGUUCCUGGACUACCGCAGCUAUGUUGUGCGCGGCUCGGUGCGGGACAACCCGGCUCUGGAGCGCUCCGUCAUGAUGUGUAACGGCGUAUCCCAGUGGGUCCAGCUCAUGAUCCUCAGCAGGCACACGGCCCAGCAGAGGGCGCAAGUCUUCACCAAGUUCAUCCACGUGGCUCAGAGACUCCGAGCCUUGCAGAACUUCAACACGUUGAUGGCUGUCACUGGAGGCCUCUGUCACAGCGCCAUCUCCCGCCUCAAAGACACGUACAACCUUUUGCCUCCUGACGUCACCAAGGCACUCAGCGAGAUGACGGAGCUCCUGUCGUCACGCAGCAACUACAGCAACUACCGCCGUCUAUACGGCGAGUGCUCCGGCUUCAAGGUGCCCAUUCUGGGCGUGCACCUCAAGGACCUGAUCUCCCUCAACGAGGCCCUGCCCGACUAUGUGGACGGCGAUAAGAUCAACCUGAGUAAACUGCAGCAUCUCCACAGCAACGUCAACGAUCUCCUGGAGCUGCACAGACUCACGCCACCGUUCGAGGCCAACAAACACUUGCUGCAUCUUUUGACGCUCUCUCUAGAUCUCUACUACACAGAGGACGAGAUCUAUGAACUCUCCUACACCAAGGAACCCAAAAACCCUAAGAUCCAGCCCGUCACUCCAGUGAAACCGCCUUUGGUGGCAGAGUGGGGGUCAGGGGUCACCCCCCGCCUGGACCCUGACACCAUAUCCAAACAUGUCAAACAGAUGGUGGAUUCCAUCAUGAAGAACUAUGACCACAAGCAAGACGGCUACAUCCCGCUGGAGGACUUUGAGAAAAUUGCCGCCAACUUCCCCUUCUCAUUCUGCACGCAGCAAACUGACAGGCAGGGUCAAAUCAGCCGAGAGGAGAUGACAUCGUAUUUCAUGCGCGGGAUGUCAGUUUGCGCCAAGCUGGGCUACAACUUCAACGAUGCGCACAACUUUCACGAGAUCACGUACAAGAGACCCACCUUCUGCGACACCUGCGGUGGCUUUCUGUGGGGGGUCAUCAAGCAAGGCUACCAUUGCAGAGGGUGCGGGAUGAACUGCCACAGACACUGCCGGGAUCUGGUGGGGAUGGAGUGCUUGAAGAAACACAAAAACACCAGCGGCUCCUGCCCGUGCACCCCCGCCCCCGACUCCCGAGCCAAGGGGAGCGUGUGGAGUACCGGUUCUGAGGAUGAGGCCUUUGUGUUCCCCCAUGGCAACGACUCAGAACACCACAAGGGCUGCGCCCCCUUUAGGAAGAGCACAGACCAUGUAGGUCUGUGGGACCGCGCCACUCAGACAGACCCUGGGGUAUGGACCCCCCAGGAGAAGAAGGAGCGCCGGGUGUACAACCACAACGCCCCUGGCCAGGCCAACACGCUGCCACCUCCCAGGAGUCGCGGGUGCUCCAUGCCCAUCUCCUUCCUGCAUGAGAAACUGGAGGAGCUUCACCUCUGCAAGGAGAAAAGCCGGGAGCCCGAUUGACCACGGGCAAAAGAUGAACUUUCCUCUUCUCAAACGGACAGCUUCAUUGUGUUUUUGCUUCCCGUUUAAAUUAAGGACACUGUCAACUUGUUGUACUCUUGUCAUGUUGUCUCUGGUGCUACAUUUCUUGGAAAUAUCACGUGAGCAGUUUCCGGAUCCAGAAUUGAGUCCAUGGAGGGAAAUGAACACUAAAGCAGAAUUCCCAUUCAUUAUUAUUAUUUUUCCUAAGUGUGGCAGCUACCACAAAAAUCUGUUCGAGGAGACAUGGAUUUUGUUUUUGACCAUUUAAAACAGUUCUCGUGUUUUAAUAUAAUUUCUGUGAUUUCUUUUGGUGAAAAUACCCCAAGGAUGAAGAAUUU
Molecule: messenger RNA, 2942 nt
Organism: Hippocampus comes (tiger tail seahorse)
Lineage: Eukaryota; Metazoa; Chordata; Actinopteri; Syngnathiformes; Syngnathidae
Gene: rasgrp4
Product: RAS guanyl releasing protein 4
Exons: 17
Coding region: 445-2583 (712 amino acids)
Biological process (GO): Ras protein signal transduction
Cellular component (GO): plasma membrane
Molecular function (GO): guanyl-nucleotide exchange factor activity; calcium ion binding
Source: RefSeq, a predicted model, not a curated record